CUUGGCACCGGCAGGGAGACUCUCACUCAGGUGAGUUUUCAGGGGCAUCACCUCUAUCCCCACAAGCCAUACCCAUCACUCCCAGUAGCUCCAGACCUGCCAUGUGGAAGGAGACAGUGAGUGCUAAAUGGAGGUAUGUGGGAGGAUCUGAGGGCAAAGAGUAGGUGUUCAGUAAAUGGUUUUGGAGAAAAGGAAGAGAGGGAAGGUGGGAGGGAGAAGGUGACCAAGUAACUGAGUGCUUAAGUGGAUUGCCAGGCGGAGGGAUGGACAUGUCAGUGAAUGAGCUAGUGAACGAAUGGAGAAAGGGAUGGUUGGGGGAGUGAGUGACUGGAAGGUCGCUCUGGGUGUUACAGCUAAAGGGGGAGCCAAAAGCUCUUUAAUCACCAACGUGCCCAUUUGACAGAUGAGAAGACUGAGAGAGGGCUGAGGAGAAAAGAAGCUGCUGGGUCUGUGGGAAUGGCUUUUGACCAGCAGCCUCUGGUUCUCCCCCCCACCUCUCUACCCCCCUCAUCACCGUCUUUCCUCUGCUGGGGUGGGGAGGGUUCCAGGAAGGAGACAUUUUCUCCGCCUCUUUGCUCCUCUAGGCCCCAGUUUCCGCCAGGCCUUGGUGUUGGGGAUGGUAGGGAGGGGGUGGCCCCCGCAGGGGCUAUUUCAGUCGGAGACAGCCCUGCCAGGAAACAGAGGAAGCCACCCGCCCCCUCGGAGGUGUUGCAGCCUGGGCUGCGGCAGGAGAGCGGAGAGCGGAGAGCCUCGCGUCUGGCCCUCCCUUGCGCUAACGCCCUUGAGGCCACCAAGGCGCUUCGGGGACAGGAGGCUGCCUGUCCAUUGGAUUUAAGUUGUGAAUUCUCUCUGGACACCAGUAAAUGUGGACAUGCUGGUUGGGAAAUAAGAAGAUUGCAGCCAAAAGAAGGACCAUGGUUUUGGAAGGUGGAGUCCAGCCUGAGGAGCCUCUCUGGAUGUAGGAAGCAUAAUCGGGCAGCCAUGGAGUGGGGCAAUGGUACACGCCAGGCCCUGGGCUCCCCGCCCACUACCUGCGUCUACCGAGAGAACUUCAAGAGACUGCUCCUGCCACCUGUGUACUCAGUGGUGCUGGUGGCUGGCCUGCCACUGAAUGCCUGCGUCAUUGCCCAGAUUUGCACGUCCCGCCGGGCCCUGACCCGCACAGCUGUGUACACCCUGAACCUGGCCCUGGCUGACCUGCUCUAUGCCUGCUCCCUGCCCCUGCUCAUCUACAACUAUGCCCAAGGCGACCACUGGCCCUUUGGCGACCUCGCCUGCCGCCUGGUGCGCUUCCUCUUUUACGCCAACCUACACGGCAGCAUCCUCUUCCUCACCUGCAUCAGUUUCCAGCGCUACCUGGGCAUCUGCUACCCUCUGGCCCCCUGGCACAAGCGUGGGGGCCGCCGCACCGCCUGGCUGGUGUGCGGGGCCGUGUGGCUGGCCGUGACGACCCAGUGCCUGCCCACAGCCCUCUUUGCUGCCACAGGCAUCCAGCGUAACCGCACCGUCUGCUACGAUCUGAGCCCACCCGCCCUGGCCACCCGCUAUCUGCCCUAUGGCAUGGCCCUCACCGUCAUCGGCUUUCUGCUGCCCUUUAUCGCCCUGCUGGCCUGCUACUGCCGCCUGGCCCAUCGUCUCUGUCGCCAGGAUGGCCCCGUAGGGCCGGUGGCCCGGGAACGGCGUGGCAAGGCGGCCCGCAUGGCUCUGGUGGUGGCAGCCGCCUUUGCCAUCAGCUUCCUGCCCUUCCAUGUCACCAAGACAGCCUACCUGGCAGUGCGCUCCACAGCCGGUGUCCCCUGCACUGUGCUGGAGGCCUUUGCGGCUGCCUACAAGGGCACGCGGCCCUUUGCCAGUGCCAACAGCGUGCUGGAUCCCAUUCUCUUCUACUUCACUCAGAAGAAGUUCCGCCAGCGGCCCCAGGAGCUGCUACAGAAGCUCACGGCCAAGUGGCAGCGACAGGGUCACUGACUCCACUGGGGCAGGACACCUGGGGCCAGGUCACGGGAAACCCCUCCAACCCCAAACCAUGCAGAGAGUUAGAGCUUAGCUCAGCUGGGCAUGGAAUGAGGUCCCCCACAGACUCCAGAAUCUCACCAAUGACUAUUUAUUGAGCCCUUGCUCUGGACCCAGCCCUGUGGACACAGAGAGACAGGCUUGGACCUGGCCCUCCAGAAGGUGCCAGUCAGCCCUGGAGUCAGGGAAGCCAUGUGAAGCUGCUCACAAAAAUAUAGUAUGGCAUGUACUGUAACUGAGGAGUGUGCUGUAUGCUUUGGAGUCACCAAUCCAGGGACUGGGGGAAGAUGGGAGGAAGAAGUGAGAGCUUCUGGAAAGGAGCAUUUGAGCUGGAUUUUGAGGGGAUGAAUACGAGCUCUCUGGAGGUGUGCGAUGUUCCAUUCAUUCAGCAAACCUUUACCUACACCUUAUCCUUGGGCCUGGGUUGAUUCUGGGGCCCUGGGAGAACUGGUCCUAGCCCUGCCCCAUAUAGGCUCCCAACUACUGGACAUAUAGAUGCUUGACACAGUGAUAUCAAGGCUGUGACAGAGAGAAGCAUGGUUCAGGGGGUGGGGGGUAGGGAGGGAGGGGUAAAUAGAGGAUGCCCAUGAUCCAGUUCGAGGAGUCAGGAAAGAUCUCCUGGGAUGGAGAUGGGCGGCAUCUGAACCAGGUGUUGAAGGCUGAGUGGGAGGUCGGCCAAUAGAAGUGGGAGCAUGUUCCUACAGCCUGGGCCAGCCCUGUGCUAGGCUCUGCCCUGGGGCAGAUGGGUAGAGAGAGCUGGGGUGGGGGGCAGGCAUAUGGCCUCCUGUGUGUGAAAGUUGAGAAAACAAGAGCUGUCCCAUAGCCACCCUCCAGACAAUGGCAAGAGUGGCUCAGAUGUUCCAGGCUGUGGGGGCUCAGCAGAGGGAGGAAUCAAGGAGUGCUUCUUCGAAGAGGUGGAGCUUGACCUGGGGAGGAAUCCAAAAGGCAGAGAGAAGAAGGCUGCUCCUGAUGGAAGGCACUGUGUGUGUAUAAAACCCAAAGGUAGAGAUGUGCUGAAUCUGGCCGUAAAUCAACAGUGAGUUUCAGUUAAGCCCAGGAGGGGGUGAUGUGGGUGGGACCAGAGCACUGAACUCCAGGAAAAGACCCAGACCCUACCUCUUCUCCACCUACCUCUUCAAAUGUGCCUCUUUCAGCCUCAGGGUCUCCUGGGAGUCUGAGGACCCCUCCACCAGGACCCCCAAGUGAGGGGAAAUAGCCCUUCAACCCUGCUUCAUUCUAGAAGUCAACAGCUUGAAGAGAUGCAGGGCCACCAGGAGGCUGCAACAUAGAGAUGCAGAGGUCCCGUGGCCAGGAGCCUGCCAACCAGUCUCAAGACAGACUGUUCCAUGGGUUCUGCUCCCGCCCUCCCAGCUCCAUCAUUCUGGCCUGUGGGUGCCUGGAAGCUGCUGGAGGCCAUCUCAUGGAGGCAUCUCAAACAAAGACUUGAGCCUUCAAAAGCUUUGGAAAGGCAUCUUCACUGAAGAUCUCUGAGGAGGCAGCGAAGGGGAUUCCACCACAUAAGGCCUCUUUACCUGUUCUUCCCACCCACCCCUCUUUUCAGCCCCACCUGUACAGCUCCUCCUCCUCUCUGCAACUUUUCCUCAUAUCUCCACCACCCCGCCCACCCCAUCCACCAUCACUUCUCCUCCAGUCCCUGUUCCCUCCUCCCAGAUCUCAGCUUUCCUCCUAUAGAACAAUCUAGCCUGCCCUUGGCUGCUGGUGUACCACUCAGACCCUGCACACAAACCAGCCAUGACAAAAAAAUUUACCUUCUCAGAAGGUAGAGGGGAGAGAGAGCAGAGGAAGGACUGCAUAACUUAGUAUUUUGCUUUUAGCCUUGUCUCAUCUCCAAGGCUGUUGGGCCAUGGGGCCCUUCAGAGAAGGACUCCGCCGGAGUUAAACUCCAUAGUCAUGUCAGAGAAGUGCUUGCAGCUGGCUGAGGAAGGGGGCAAACCAGGCCCAACCCACCUUGGGAAUCCAUCAAAAUGCCCUUCUGAAGAGGCUGAUAAUUUGGACAGAAGGAACUUUGAUUCUUUGGGUCACAGUGAAAAGAUGUGAGGAAGUGUCAGAAGAGGUCUAUUCCCUAUACAAUGCGAUGUCAUGCCAAGUAGUACAGAUGUUAGCUACCCUGUGUCUUGUUCCGAGUCUGAGACCAGACUGGUCAGCUGCCUGUCACGGGGGAGUAGGGGAAUGGGCGAGCAGAAGGCAGAGGGCCUCGCCCACAGUGCUGGCUGAGCCCCGUGGAGAGUCGCAGAUAACCAUCCUAGCAGACUGCCAAGAACUGUGACCCUUUGGUCACUUUUCCAAGAGUGGGAAUUGUGGGCCACAGGUAAAUUGCAUUCCCAGCUUCCCUUUGUGAGGCAGAAUAGCAUAAAGGGUAAAGACUCCAGAGCCAGGUCACCUUGGUGUUUAUCUUGGCUCUACCACUUAGUAGCUGUCUUACUCUGGGCAAGUUAUUUAGCCCCUUUGUACCUUAACUUCCCUAGCUGUAAAAUGGGAAUAGUAAAUCUUGUAAAGUAGUUGUGAGGAUUAAUAUGUGCAAAGAACUUAGAAUAAUGCCUGGAACAUAGUAAGCAUGCAAUGCAUGGUACUGUCAUAAUGAUUUUGCCUUUUGUGCACCCAAGUUCCUCCAGAGUCUCUCUCUAGGAAUUGGCCUAGGAGGUUUCUAAACAAGGGGCUUUGAGCAGAGGAUUUUUCCUUUUCCUUCACAUGGGAGGCAGCUGGUCUUUUAAGAAAAAACAAAAACAAAAACAAACUCAGCACACUUUUUUCAGAACAAGGCCCAUAAUCCAUGAGCCCCAGCUGUUCCUGUAAGAAGGAAAAGUCAUUUAUUACAUGCCAGUAUGAGGGACUUCAAGUGCCAUUUGGGAAGCUUGAAUUGCCCCUUCCUUUCCCCUCCUUUUGUCCCCACCCCCCACUCUCUCUCCUCACUUUAACCCAGAGCACACUCCGUGGUGGGGGAUCACACUGGGGAUGCCUGCUUGCUGGGGUGGAGACAGAGGGGAUAUAGACCGAGGUGUGGAGGUAGAGCGUGGUGAGGGGUCGGGGGAGCACAUGGGUUCACAGGGGUCCAAGGUUAUUCUCAAGGCUUGGGGAAGACUUCCUGGGGGGUAGAGUGGUGCAGCUGGGGCUUGAAGAGUGGAUGUAAUUAGACUGAAGAUGAGAGGGUCAUGUUGUUCCUGGUGCGGGGAACAGCACAGCCCAAGGCAUGGAGGCUGUUGGAGGAUGGAUAGGAGGGUUGUGGCCUAAGACCAGGCUGGAGAGUUGGCAGGGCUAGAGAGGCAAAGGCUUGGUGCCAGCCCAGGAAAGCACCAGGGAGCCACGACAAUGACAGCAGUGGCCAUUUGCUGGGCUCUGCAGGUUCUAGGCAUCAUACAGUGUGCUGUAUACACAUUUUCUCAUUUAAUCCUUACAAUACCUCCAAUUACAGAUGGGGAAACAGGCCCGGAUGUGGGAAUUGAUGUGUCAAGGUCACACAGCCUUUCUCUAACCCAGAUAGUAGGUGCCCCCCUCCACCUCUCCCAUCCUCCCACCCUUUCCUUUCCUUUCUUCACUUGCCUUCCAAGUGCCCACCUGCCUCAGCCAGUCCCAGUAACUGGGGACCCCUUAGGAAGUUAUGACAGAGACAGCUAAGUGCCAACCACAAUAUCAACUCUCUUUUAAUUGGGCACGUGGUCUCCUAGGAUGAAAACUUCAUUUCCCAGCCUUACUCGCAGCUAAAUAUGACCACGUAACUUAAUCUUGGGUAAUGGAAGAUAAGCAAAGUGCCCUAAGGCAAUUUAAUAUGGGGAGGGGGUGAAUGUCUGUAAAAGAGAGAUAGUGUCUGUCCUUUGCCUCCCCUCCUUUCUUUCUGCUUACAAUGGGGACAUGACAGCUGGAGCACCAUCUUGGACCGUGAGAAACAGCUUGGGUUUCUGACCAUUCCAGUUUGGGACCACCUAAAUCUGGACUUUUGCACAAGAGAGAAAUAAAUGUCUAUCUUUUCUUUUUUUUAAAAGAUUUAUUUGAGAAAGAGAAUGAGAUAGAGAGCAUGAGAUAUAGAGAGAGCAUGAGAGAGGGGAGGGUCAGAGGGAGAAGCAGACUCCCUGCUGAGCAGGGAGCCUGAUGCGGGACUGGGACUCCAGGAUCAUGACCUGAGCCAAAGGCAGUCGUUGCCCAACCAACUGAGCCACUCAGGCGCCCCAAAUGUCUAUCUUUUCUAAGUCACAAGUUUUUCGGGCUCUUGUUAGCCAUAGCCAAAUGAAUCCCUUUACUCGGAUUCUAUCCUAAGGUGGUAGACCUAGGCGGAGGCUAGGCAGUGUCCUGGACUGGGGUGGGGGCCAGGGUCUAGCCUGGUGACAAGCUAGGAGUCAACAGGGUCUGGAGAUACCCAGGAAGGCUUAGAAAAGUUGCAAAGCUUGGGGAGUGGUCAUGCUGCUUUUGGCUGGAGGCUGAAGGGAUAGAUGUGUUUCCUGAGGGACAGAGUAAGAAGGAAGGGCCUGGAGAGAACCCUGGGAACUCCAUUAAGGGGUUGGGCA
Mirounga angustirostris (Northern elephant seal) is the source of this 6530-nucleotide messenger RNA. It is a transcript of the gene P2RY6, whose product is annotated as pyrimidinergic receptor P2Y6. Gene Ontology annotation, biological process: G protein-coupled receptor signaling pathway; cellular response to pyrimidine ribonucleotide. Gene Ontology annotation, cellular component: plasma membrane. The coding region runs from base 457 to 1968 and encodes 503 amino acids. The transcript has 4 exons. Gene Ontology annotation, molecular function: G protein-coupled UDP receptor activity; G protein-coupled ADP receptor activity; G protein-coupled UTP receptor activity. The record is from RefSeq and is a predicted model, not a curated record. NCBI's taxonomy places the organism in Eukaryota, Metazoa, Chordata, Mammalia, Carnivora, Phocidae.